GUCAUAUCCCGCUGCUGCUGACUAACACCUCAGACCUCUUCUUCAUCAUCAUCAUCAGCAGCAGCAGCAGUAGCAGCACCCCCAGGUCUCUGCAUCCAUCACAGUAGCCCUUUGCCGUAUUCGAACAUGAUGAUAAGAAAAAAUGAUGAAUAAAUGACACAAGGCAGAGAACAUGUUUUUCCUUUUAACACCCCUCAUAGCAACUCCUUUGGAGCUUGUCAUUGAGAUGAAUGGGUGAUUGUCCAGUUCUGUGGUACAUUGUUCUAUAAUCUACUGGAUGGGUCUGGGUCUGCCUGCCAGGGGAAGGGAUACAGUAGGGCUGUGUGCAUACCAAAUGGCACCCUAUUCCCUUUAGGGGGGGCCAGUAUGAAAACAUUUAUGAAAAGUUUUGAAGAAGUAUGAAAAAAUAAAAUGUAUGCACUCACUAACUGUAAGUCGCUCUGGAUAAGAGUGUCUGCUAAAUGACUAAAAUGUAAAAAAUAGUGCACUACUUUUAACCAGGGCCCAGUAGUACACUAUACAGGGAAUAGGGUGCUGUUUGGGACACAGUAGGCCCCUGCAUUCCUGGCAUUUUUUAUUCAGAAUUUACCCCAAAAAUGCUUUUCAAGGUACUCCAUUUCAGUACAAGGCUAUCUUCGAGGGACUUAUCUCACUCUUGAGUAUGAAGUUGGCUUAGCUUUGUGCUUUGAGUUUAUUAUAUUCUAUUAUGUAAGGUAGCACCUCUAGUCCAGUUGUUUGAGCAUGAAACCCCCAUUUCCUGGUUCAGCUGAGGUGCUGUUGAGGUGUUGUUGCCUCUGGAAAAGUGACUCAGUGAGGGCUAGAGUAGUGUUCAAUGGUAUCAAAUGUAUAUUUUGACACAUUGCAGAUAUUAUCAUGGAGACUUCUUUCUUUCUUUAUGAUGCACAGUCCAAGCGAAUGGUAGCUAUAAUGGCUUAAAUUAGUAUCCUUCAGUACCUUUUUCUCAAUCAGGGUAAUUUACCAUACUAUAGCAUAUGUAUAGCAUAUGAGUGUAACUAUCUGUUUGAUGUGAGACAUGCACGCCCAUCCGUAGCUCAUAUACCCAGGCCGUGAUGUAGAUAUGCUCUGAAUCACAAAGCAUGAAUAAUGCUUCAAUGUCUCUGUGAGAGUGAAGAGAAACAAACAUCAAUUUAUAAAUGAGUACUAGAGGGGAGAGAGGUACCAAAAACAACACAUAGGGCUCUGGUCAAAAGUAGUGCACUAUGUAGGGAAUAGGAUGCCAUUUUGGACGCAACCUGUAGUGCUUCACUGUUAAGGCUGCUCACUCUUUCAUUUCAUACAGCCUGUGUGACUGUGUCCCCUGUGUUUUCCAGGAAAGCUAUUCAUUAGUGUUUUAAUUAUAUUAUUAUUAUUAAUCACCAUCGGCGGGUAAGAGCCAAUUUAUCCUCCUCAACACUAGUGUGUGUCCUCUGCUUCCCCUGUCUUUCUAUGGAGUCCAUCCAAACUAUACUGUGCUGGCUUGGAUAUUUUCUUUUCACAUUGUCCUUUCCAGCACACUUCCAGAAACUAUUGUGGAUGUGUAGUUAACAACGAGGCCAAUGCAUGGACGAGAGAGAAACGUAGGGUAUAAAUGUAACCUUUGAAAUGAUGUGUCAUCUCACCCCUACAUUUUGGCGCUCAGUUGUAAGUUGCAUGUGUUUGUCUACAAUGAAAUGUUUUCAUAUUCAACAAGAGGGUGUUUUUCUCUCUCUUGCAAGACAUUUGUGUUAUAACUUGAGGAACUCCACACUUCUGAUCUGACGGGUUAAUAUUUAAGCUGCGUCUCAAAUGACACCCUAUUCCCUGUACCAGGGCCCUAAAGAGAAUGAAGGAAAUAGGAUGUCAUGUUCAGUAACUGACAGAGUGAUUUAUUGUUUUUGUUUUCACAGAGCUGAACAUGGAGUACAACCCUUCUGACCAUCCUCGGGCCAGCACAAUAUUCCUCAGCAAAUCUCAGACGGAUGGUGAGUGGCUCUCAAUCAAUCAAUCCAAAAUUAUGAAUCUUUGACAUCACUCAACGGGUUCAUUUAAUAUGGACAUACCAAUAGGCCUUGUACUCCAUGUUCAGGCCUUUAGCUAAAACCAGGUCGCCUCCCAAAUGGCACUCUAUUCCCUACAUAGUGCACUACUUUUGACCAGAGCCCUGUGGACCCUGGUCAAAAAUAGUGCACUAUAUAGGGAACAGGGUGCCAUUGGGGACAUCUACAGGGUUUUUUCCUGACCAAGAAAACGCCCAGGUUUAUCAGGGAAAACUCAUGGAUACUGGCAAUACAGUAUAACCUCUGGAUUAUGUUAUAAAGUAUGAUAUUCCCAGAUCACAAGACCGCUUCCAGGGAACACAGACAGAUCAGCUCUGUGUGGUAAUGUAUGCCUUGCCCAGGGGUGUUUCCCUAGAAGUACUAUCAAUACCUGCAGCCUCGGGGGAUUCUCAUCCUAUCACACGGUGUGUUUUUAGGUGAAUUGACACAAUUGUCCAGGAUAGAAGCUACAUUUGAUACAUACUAUUGUAUUAAAGUGAGAGCCAGUGAUAGUUGUGUGUUUGAGUUGAACAGGUAAAUUAAGUAGAUGGCUUUUGGUUGUUUUUCAGUGGAGUUGUCAAGCAAAAAUGGUGAGUAUUGUAUAUACACAGUAAGACUCAGACAGAGUGCUUCUGCUUCCCCCUAGCUGUGGAGUAAUGUCUGCCUCUAAUAUUCUCUGUUCAUAACCAGUAACCAGCCCUAGCCAUAAUGAAUAAUCUCUGAUCGUGUGAUAUUAACCACUUUUUCCUCUUUGUGCACACUUUGAUACGCUUCUCACUGUACAGUAUGUUGCAAAUAACGCAUGUAGGGUCCAUAGAAGCCUUUCUGUUUCAGUGCAGAAUGUCUUGCUGAAACUCUCAUCUACCAUUGUGCUUUUUUCUAUUGCUUACACAAUCUCUAGGACAGUGGUAUUCAAACUUUUUCAGCGGGGACCCCAUUUUGUUUGCCAGAAUUUCUGGGGACCCCAUUUUCUUCACACAAAUUUCAUCUCUUAUCAACCAAUAAAUAAAUGUACUCAAUAACAUUUUAUUUUUCUAAAUGUAUCUUGUCCCACAAAAUAUUCUGUACUCUUAAAAAAAAGUAAAAUAAUUUUGGCGACCCCACUGCAGUUCGGUCGUGACUUUGAAUACCGCUGCUCUAGGACAAUGCUGAUAACCAAGGAUUAAAGCCCUUCUCAAUCUUUCUAUUUUUUAUCUCUGUUUAGUGUGUGAAAAAAGAAAGAGCCUCUUCAUGAAUUAUGUGAGUAUUAAAUACGUAUUAAAUAUAAAUUCAGGCUAAUAUAUUAUUUCCUUAUAUUCCUUAUAACGACAUGCCCUCUACACAUUUCAGUUGAAUGCAUUCAGUUGUAGAACUGACUAGGGAUCCCCCUUUCCUUUCCCUUUACAAUUGCAGCAAUAUAGAGAUGUGUAUUUGUAAUUCUAUUUCAUUAUUGUAGCAUGGAUCAACUAGAAGAAAACACAGCUCCUGUUCCACCAUCUUCCUGGAUGACAACACAGUCAGUCAGCCCAAUCUUAAAUUCACCAUUAAAUGGUGAGUGUAUGUCCCAGUUACGUUUACAUGAGUUUACCUAUGGGACAGACAAAAAGUACUGGUUAUGACAAAUGCUUCAACAACUACCCUUCUUUCUUGACAGUGUAUCUCUUGCAAUAUAUUACCAUAUAAAGAACAGGUAAGAAUACCCUAUCACUUUGAGCAAGCAAUGCCUUGAAUGGAGAGUUUGGUUGGCUAGUGUAACAGUCCAGUAAAACAUUUGACCUUUGACAUUUGACCUUUCCUGAAUGGCCUGUUUCAGGGACACAGAUGGAGGAAUGCGGCAAGACAUUUUUGACGAGAAGCUUCACCCUCUCUCGGUAACAGCCAAAGCAAUCAGUUCCUGUGUUCAUAUUGACCCACGAUGUGUGUGUUUGUGUGUGUGUUUGUGUGUGUGUUUGUGUGUGUGCGUGUAUGCCUUUUUGUAUGAAUCUAUAGAUUUAGUUUUAUACAGUGACCAUGUUCAUAAAGCCUUCUUCUACUCCCUCAGAAAUCUGAAGUGCCGUCUGACUAUGACAAACACGACCCCGAGCAGAAACAGAUCUACCGCUUCGUCCGGACGCUGUUCAGUGCUGCUCAGCUCACUGCAGAAUGUGCCAUUGUUACACUGGUAAAGGAGGGGGCUGGUUGACUCCAUUGUUUAUGUCCCAAAUGGCACCCGAACCCAUACCCUACAUAGUGCACUACUUUUGACCAGGUAGCUUACCAAUGGGAAACUUGUUUAGUCAGAGGUGUCAUAAAGUAGACCUAUAUCUUUUUAGAAAAGUUAAUUCUUAGCUUGUCGUACACCUUCUCAGACAUGGCAGACAGCACUCCUCUCCACCAAGUUAUUCUAUCCCCUUUAGCCACAGCCUUUUAUGUUUGAUCAACUAGUGUCCUGUUUGUUGCUGUCUGUCUGUCUAUCCUCAGUCAGACACGGGCUUGGAGUGUUCCUGUCUCAGGCUGAUCACCAUGUGAGUCAGUCUGUCAGAGGCUGCCUAACUAGCCUGUGAGUGCGUCCCAAAUGGCACCCUUUUCCCUAUUUAGUGCACUUCUUUUGACCAGGGUCCAUAGGCUUAUAUAGGGAAUUGGGACGCAGGCCAAAUCUGUCAGAAGAAGCCUCCUAACUAGCCUCUGUCUGUGGGCGGCUGGCAGCCAGUUUCAGAGCCUGUGAUAUUCAUUAACGGGAGCAGCAGUGGAGAAGAACUAGGCCAACAGCCAGGGGCCAAAGCCAGUUAGCCACUGAGUCCUCUACUGCAUGAACGUAAGAGACCUGGGGCUACUACUCUACUGCCAGAGGAACACACAGACGGUCUGCAGCCAGAGCAGGGCUAACGUCAGCAUCACAGAAACACAUUUUCCACGCACCAAGUGACAUUUCGAUGCACCAACGUUGUGGCCUUGUCUUCAAUUUACACACAUCCUUGUCUUCUCUCGGGAGGUCAUCCUGAGAGGGCCCUGGGGGCUGAGGGGGAGCAGGGGGGAGGGAAGGAGGAGGGAUGGGGGGCUGAGGUGGGCUGUGUGGGACUAGGGGUGAGGGAGGGGGUGAGGGGGAGUGGGAGUGAGGGAGGGAGGGAGGGUGGAGGGAUGGGAGGCUGUGUGGGAGUGAGGGGAGGGAUGGGGGGGUGUAUGGGAUUAGGGGGUAGGUAGGGAGGGAGGAGGAAUGGGGGGGCCUGUGUGGGGGUGAGGGUUGGAUGGGGGGGCUGAGGGGGGCUGUGUGGGAGUAGGGGUGAGGGAGGGGGUGAGUGGGAGUGAGGGAGGGAGGGAGGGAGGAGGGAUGGGAGGCUGUGUGGGAGUAGGGGUGAGGGAUGGAAAGAGUGGGUUAAGAGGGAGUUCACGGGAGGUCACUGUAUGAAUCAAGCUUUAGAUACAGGUCAGAUUUGCAAUAUGGGUCUGUGUGUGCCACGCAUUAUCAGGAGAUGAACAUACUAUUUAGGGAAUAAGGUGUUAUUUGGGAUGCAGACAAUAUCACAAAGGUAGUUGCCUCAAUUACCUCAUGACUUUAGUAUUAACUUUCCCAGUGUGUUUUUCAGGUGUACGUUGAGAGGCUGCUGACGUAUGCAGAGAUAGACAUUGGCCCAGAGAACUGGAAGCGUAUCGUACUGGGAGCCAUUCUGCUGGCCUCUAAGGUUUGGGAUGACCAGGCUGUUUGGAACGUAGACUACUGCCAGAUCCUCAAAGACAUCACCGUGGAGGACAUGUAAGAAGAAAAUAAAUCAGGAUGUUAUUUUCAACAGGGACUCUUCUGCCAGCUAAUUUUAGCUGACCUGUUUUGGUGCUCACAUUAGAGAGUACACAGUUUUUCUGGAAUGCUCAGACUUAAAGCUUUACGGACUUACUGUAGGUCUGACACUGGACCACAUUUUGAAAUCAAAACCAUGUACAUUUAUGUACAGUACAGUACAUUCAACAAUUCGUUUUUACACUGAUGUUUUGGAUAUGUGCCCCUAAUAUGUUGGUGUCGAUCUCUAGGACAGUGAGCUGUCUCUGAAUGAGUGCCAUCAAUUGUUGUGAAAAACAUAUAUACUCACUUUUUUCUCAACAGGAACGAGCUGGAGCGUCAGUUUCUGGAGCUUCUGCAGUUCAACAUCAACGUUCCGUCAAGUGUUUAUGCCAAGUAUUACUUUGACCUGCGCUCACUGUCAGAGACCAACAACCUGAGCUUCCCUCUGGAGCCUCUGAGCCGGGACAAAGCCCAGAGACUAGAGGUGAGCCACCACUCAAUCCAGCUGUUUAUCAAUAACCACAUUUAUUUAGAAAGCCCUUUUUACAUAAACAGCUGUCACAAAGUGAUUUUAUAGUAGCCCGGCCAAGACCGAAAGAGAAAGCAGAGGCUUUGCAAUACAGGGUAGGCACUUUGUGUCAACUGCUGAUCUGAAAAUGGCUUUAUAAAUACAUUUGAUACAUGUGUUGAUGGCAGCUGGUCCUCUGAAUAGUAUUGGUUUAACACUUUAACUACAUCUUCUACAUCUUUUAGUCUAUGCCUGAAGGCCAGUAACAAUUCAAUUCAAGCGAUUAAUCUGAGUUUGUUUAUCGAUUCAUCAUGGUUGUUGCUCCUGCAGGCGAUCUCAAGGUUAUGUGACGACAAGUACAAGGAUGUCAGGAGAGCUGCCAAGAAGCGCUCAGCGAGUACGGACAAUCUGGUCGGGAUGCGAUGGGUCCCUGCCAUCCUCUCC
This is a messenger RNA of Coregonus sp. 'balchen', 6700 nucleotides long. NCBI's taxonomy places the organism in Eukaryota, Metazoa, Chordata, Actinopteri, Salmoniformes, Salmonidae. The record is from the annotation of a GenBank genome assembly.